CUUGCUCUAAACAUAAUUCCUAACCUCAAUUAUCAGAGCUUUUUGUACAUGGCUGAUACCGGAUUCCUUUCCUUCUGAGGAUUUUUGUCUCGUUUUUCUCUUCACGUCCAGCGCUUCGCAACAUGGGGGACCAAAAAUCUGAUUCUGAAUUGGACACAGCUAGCAUCCGCACGAAAAUUCCGCAGGCAAAAUUUGUGGACGAUGUUGAUAAAUUUUUAGAGCUUCCUGAAAACAAUGGCAGUGUUGAAACUGCUUUGAAUUUGCUAGGCGAUCAGAGAACACAGUAUUUAUCACUGGAGUGUAAUCUUCUAGGCAAGAGGAAUAGAUUGAAAUUCCAAAUCCCAGAUCUGGAGAAAUCACUGAAGAUUAUCCAAAUGCUUCAGAAGCAGCAGUCUAGUGAAUCAGAUAUCGACACACAUUUUCUUCUUUCUGAACAAGUUUAUAUGAGGGCAUCUGUGCCUCCAAGUAAAAAAGUCUGCCUCUGGCUAGGAGCAAAUGUAAUGUUAGAGUAUACUUUAGAGGAUGCUAUUGCUACAUUAUUGAAGAACAUAGAAUCAGCUAAAACAAAUCUGCAUCACAUCGAUGAAAGUUUAGUAUUUUUAAGGGAUCAGUUUACAACGACUGAGGUGAACAUGGCGCGCGUAUUCAACUGGGAUGUCAAAAGGAGACAGGCUGCCAAAGCAUCUAACAAACAAUCUUAAUUACUCAUAACCUUGAGGAAUCUAACUUCUCACUCACAACAUGGGUGCAACUUAACCAUAUUUUUAACCUAGCUUAAUAUCUUCUUUUUCUCCCCCAUUUUUUAAUUAUUUGUUGUCCUUUUAAGUUAACAAAGAGCUCUUUAUUUCAUAUAAGUUAAAAAAAAGUUAAUUUAAAGUAAAUUUUAAAGUUAUUUUUUUUUGUCCUUCAAUGAAGUUUUUAACUCAGGAGUCUGCUUUAUUCAUGUAUUUACUUAAUUUAUACAUAAGAGCCUCUAAGUAUGUACAUGCAUUAAAAAUCUGUACUACCAAAAA
Bemisia tabaci is the source of this 1013-nucleotide messenger RNA. Its product is annotated as prefoldin subunit mgr. The record is from RefSeq and is a predicted model, not a curated record. NCBI's taxonomy places the organism in Eukaryota, Metazoa, Arthropoda, Insecta, Hemiptera, Aleyrodidae. Gene Ontology annotation, molecular function: tubulin binding. Gene Ontology annotation, biological process: tubulin complex assembly; protein folding; microtubule-based process. Gene Ontology annotation, cellular component: prefoldin complex; cytoplasm.